Macadamia integrifolia is the source of this 1368-nucleotide messenger RNA. Its product is annotated as probable disease resistance RPP8-like protein 2. The coding region runs from base 1 to 1368 and encodes 455 amino acids. The record is from RefSeq and is a predicted model, not a curated record. Lineage: Eukaryota; Viridiplantae; Streptophyta; Magnoliopsida; Proteales; Proteaceae. The transcript has a single exon.
AUGACUCAAGCAACACUCCGAAGUUAUGAUGGACGUGUAACAUUUUGCCGGAUCCAUGAUCUUGUUCGAGAUUUAGCAAUUUCAGAAGCUAAGCAAGACAGAUUUCUUGAAGUUCUUGGAAGUGCUGAUUUGAUUACCCCAAACAAACCACGUCGGCUUUCCAUCACUGAACCUACAGGAGGUAUGUAUGGUAGUAGUCUGUCUAAUGCACUAAAUCAACGUAGCACAACUAAUCAUCCUCGUUCCUUACUGUGCUUCUCUAGAGAUAUUGAUAUUGAGAGGAACAUGUGGAUGAAAAAGUCCGUUUAUGGAGCCAUGAAAUUGCUUAGAGUCUUAGAUCUACGGGAUGUUCGUUUAAGUUCUGUACCUAGUAGAUUGCUCAAGCAUAUUGGAAAACUCGUCCUCCUUAAGUAUUUGAGCCUACGUGGAAGCAACAUAGAAAAACUUCCAUCUUCAAUAGGAAACCUGCAACAUCUACAAACACUGGAUUUAGGUUAUACUACUCAUCUCACACAGCUCCCUAUGACGAUGAUGAAAUUGCAGCAGUUAAGAAAUCUUCUUUUUGCUUCUACUUUUGGAGGUGAUCGUUUUCCUCAAGACUUCGAUUGCCCUCUAGAUCACAUGACAAACUUGCAGACAUUAGGGCUUCAUGAAGGCAAAUGGAUGGAUAGGCUGGAUAAGUUGACUAAUUUGAGAGCACUAAAUAUACUAUCAGAAGAGGGAUCGUCAUUUUUAUACAAAGAGGCAUUGUUAAAUGCCAUCCCCAAAUUGAUCCACCUUCGGGGUUUUUGUCUAGCAGGUUUGGGAAGUAAAGAGGAGGCAUUAGUCCUUCCUGCUUCAUUUUCUGAUCACUUAGAGCUCUAUCGUAUGUAUUUAGAUGGAAUAGUUGGAAUUCGUGAUUUUCCCUCUAAUAUCACAACCUUAAGAUUGAGUUUUCAAAUAGGACAACGAAUAGACGAAUUGAUGGCAAACCUAAAGAAGCUCCCCAAAUUGAGAUGCCUCGUCUUUGAAUCAGCAUUUUUGGGAUCCAAAAUCAUUUUCUCUACUCAUGGCUUCCAUCAACUUGAGGAAUUGGUAUUGUCUAGCUUGGAUGACUUAGAGGAGUUCAUGGUGGAAGAAGGAGCAUUACCAAACCUUAGGGUUUUAAGGAUUCUAGAAUGUUCUGCAUUAAAAAGGCUUCCAUGUGGAUUGAAACAAGUGGUCACUCUUCAGGAACUUACCUUAUCAGGUAUGUCAGAAGAACUUGAAUACAAGGUCAGGAAAGAUAUAGGAGAAGAUUGGGAGAUCAUCAAACAUAUACCCUCCAUUGAAACGCAAUCAAAAUCAAGUUGUAUUUUUUCACGAAAUUUGUAUCUUCAAUGGUGUUGA